AUGACAACAUCAAAUAGUACUUUCAAAGCAGAAUUAGCACGCAUAAAAUCGACACUCUUACCCUCGUCAAAGCAUGCUUACCGACGUUGUGCCAGCUAUAUAGGAAAUGCCGCACACCGAAGUCAAUUCUCGCAACGGAGAUCUUCCCAACUCGGGUUCAGUGAACAAGAGAACUCAAUUCAGCUCGUUGAUGAAGCCAACAAAGAGCAGAUUCCCUCAGCCGACGGCGUGUUCUUGGCUAUGCUAUAUGGCGAUGCCACUUCCUCUUUUGAAUCAGAUUAA
Molecule: messenger RNA, 282 nt
Organism: Sclerotinia sclerotiorum 1980 UF-70
Lineage: Eukaryota; Fungi; Ascomycota; Leotiomycetes; Helotiales; Sclerotiniaceae
Exons: 3
Coding region: 1-282 (93 amino acids)
Source: RefSeq, a predicted model, not a curated record